AAAAGGUGGCCGCAGGAAGGUCACAAUAGCAAAAAUAAAAGUGAAAAUGGUCGUCUACCAGUGACAUACUGUUUUUUCCGGCACUUUUCUUAUAAACUGGUCUUCUCUGUACUGUGCUAUUGAAAAACGGUUUGUAGCAGCCAGUGAUGCAACCAACCUUGAUAUAGGCAGGUCGCGAAUAGUUGAUUAGACCAGUCCAACCACCGUCAACAAACGUACGUUCAAUCAGAGUUAGUCGAACUGUGGUUAACUGUGGUCCUUGAUCGAACUUUUUCUGGGACUCUGGACAACUUGAAUGACCUCCAACGUCAUAGUUAAUAUAUAUGCAAAUCCGAAAUAGUUUGCAUAUUUUGACAGCAAGCGAUGCCAUAUUUGCGAGUGUUUUUGGUUCAAUUUUGGGUUGUUUAAUCGAAACAUGAGUUUCUGAGAUGCUACCGUGUAUUUUGUCGUUUCCAUCCAGAAUUUGAUUACAACGUCCAUUGACUGUUGGGUCUGCCUCUUUUUGGAACCUCAUAUAUCUUUAUUGGUGGGGAUAUUAAUGUUGUAGUGUUCUUUCUUUUCUUGCAAUAAUUUCACGUUAUGUUUAAAAAGAAGUGUGUUUUCUCACAGUAAAACUGAAGUUUAGUCUGGCGUCUCGCCCUUCUUGAUGUCAUUGCAUUUUGAUAUUUUUUUUCGGGGCAUAGUUUCAAGUACUUUAUUUUGAUGGUGUGCCGAUAGUUAAGGAUAAAUGAAGUCUUUCUUUAAUAAGUUCGUAUAUAGAUUCAACAAGCACCUUGAUUUGUACUCUAACGAUGUUCGGAUUAUAAACCUUAAGAAUUGCUUUUACUAACAAGGGUUAAGCGGAAAAGUCUUCUGUCUUGAACUUGUUUCGUAAUCUGUAGUUAUUUUUCUCUUUAUUAUACAAUGGUGUAACUGCAUGAGUUCGUUUAUACUAGGAUCUAUCUUACUUUUAUACCUGAAAGUUGUUUUGGUUUACAAGACGCCUUUAAAAUUCUGCAAUAAGUGAAAUGAAAAUUGAAAAAAAAAGGAGAAAGGGAAAAACUUAUUCAGUUGGUGAGAUUUCCCGUCUGGUCAGACCAAGGAAGACGAAUUCUUCAAAAUGUCAGUCCAAAACGGAGGGGGAAAUAUGUCAAUGCGUGGGCGCGAACCCCCCUUCCUUUCUGUUUGCCACCAAUAAUUGCUGGAGGCAGGGAAACCGAACCUCCAAAUUAUGGUUCAAGUUUCAAAAUAGAUGACACAACAAACGGGUCGUCUCGGUAACAUCAGCUCUCGUCGCGUUUCGGACUCGGGCUUUUGGCACGCCUAUCAGCUCUCUAGGGAAAAAUGCACGUCAGGGAAAUUGCAUAAUAUUGUGUCGGUUACCGACACGUUACUAUUUUUCUCCCUUGUUAAGAAGAUUGGUGCACAUGAAAUGGAGGGUCUCCCCCUAAAUAAAGGGCUGUGCGACCGGUACGUCACGUGACCUAUAGUGGGUAAUAAAUAUCAACAACUAACAUGGUGUUCACCAAAAGUAAAGUGUUUCAUAAGGAUCAUUUUUAUCAAAAAGAAAGUUGAAGGUAGGUACCAUACUCAGACUACGGAUGUGCUGGAUACUGUACAGUAAACUUGGCUGUAUUUGUAAACAACGCUCAAAACACACGAUGCUAUGAGGUUGAUACCCACUACUGGUCGCGUGAUUUAGAGGGCGCAAUCGGUGAAUUACGAUGGAGCGAGGAUUUGGGUUUCCAAUGAAGUUUGAACAGUUUCUCUACUUUGAUGUUUGUACGAACGAGAAAAUUUCGGGGUCUUCCAGAGAAAAAGGGUACAGCAGAGCUGACAAGGGAUAUUCUUUUGGUUACUGGUAAGCUCCUUUUCCGGUUGGAAAGAAACUUGCUUGUAGUUUUCAUGGAAUUUCACAUAGUAGUGUGAAUGCCUGAACAGUACGUAAGCGUUUUGUCUCCUGUUGAUCAGGUAUGUCAGGGUCGCUUUUUCCCCUUGCACCUAGGGUAUUUAAAUGUAAGGAAACUUCAUUAGAAACUUAAAUGUUUGUCAUUCCCGCCUUUUCACGCGUACUGGCAGCUCUUAUCGUCUGCUUAUUGUUUAGUCAGACGCCGCUGAGAACUAUUCUUAUGCAAAUCUCCAUCCCAGGAAAACUUUGGGACACGACCACUUUCAAGUGUGGGGGUUCUCGUACCUUUUUCAUAUUACAAGUCGUGCUCAGUGGUUUGUAUAAAAUUGAUUUCCCAGUGAUAUUAAACAUUCGAUGGCUAUGAUGGCGUUUAUAAUUUGUAACUUUAACAUACAAGAAAUAUUUUGGAAUAUUGUAUCGGAGAAUUGGUACAUUUAGCUGACCUCUCUUAGACAUGGAGCAUGUCCAUUGUUGAUACGGAAUUGUUUGAGGUCUAGUUUCCAAGCAGAGUCCAUUGGGUAUGUAGUGCAAUAUACGCUGCCGAUGCUGAGGGAGCGCUUUGUGCAGAACUGUCGUUGUUGAUGGAGACAACACUGUUACGUUUUGGGUUGGGAAUUCGCCAUUUACAGCCUGCCCGGCAGUGGCUCAAUAGUGUGAUGAUGUCACCCGCUUGUUGCGAUCUGCUCUUGUCAACACGCUGUGCGUUCACCGGGGUAGUCUUUCCAAGGGUCGGUGAAAAGGGCCUCGGAACAAUCUCCCACACGACGUCGAAGGGAUAAGACUCUCUUCAAUCCACCUGAUUGCAAGACGGAGAGCGUUUCCUGUGAACGAACUCAUUAACCCCAUCUUCUCACCGGCUGUCGACAAAAAGCGUCGCUUGAAAGGGGACCCGUCGGGAAAAUGAAACUGGUUUGGUAAUGCCAAGGAAAUUUAAAGUUGGAAACUGACUUGCCGUGGGAAACGUCUGUGACAUUUUCACCGCCGGAUUCAAAGGAGUGCCGUUUGCUGGCUAGUCAGUACGGUUCUACCCCUCUCCUCCAAUAAAAACCCGAGGAACAAUUUUUUAAAAAUCUAUAUGGCUUCAUCACCGGAGUCGAACUGCAUCACUUUGGAGCAAAAGAACAGCUCAGUGAUUCGGCUGACCUCCGAAUGACAUUCCUGUUUUCGGAGAACUAAAAGCACAGAACGCAACUCCUGAGCCGGGGAUAAAAAUCAUAAACAUUGACUUGUGAACCUUGAGCAGAGGGAAUCCGGGAUCGCAAUAAUUUGCGCCAGGGCAAUCUCGGGGAACCUUCCAGUAAGAAGCUCUCUCACGUCACCGGCGUCCACCAUCCGCCAUGGCUCGCCAGGCGGGCCGGUCCAUCCUCGGGAUGACGACCACGCUCCGUCUUCCCCUGCUCUUGACGUGGCUGACCUUUCGUCAGUGCCAGGCAGUGCCCCUGCCACCACGGAAUGAUGCUGCCACGACCCCCUCAGUAGCGACCACGGAAUACACGGAGUUCGCCACGAUCUACGGUACCGAGGAGGUGAGCCCGGGUUCGGAGAACGUCACUGGCCCGAGCGACUCGCUAGUCGGGGGACUGGGCUCCUUCGACGGCCUCUUUGAUAUGGCGAAUUUUAGCUUCGAAAACUAUUUUUGUGAUCUCACCUACAGAGAGCGUACAUCGGAGCUUCGUCAAACAGGUGCGCUGUUCUGUAAUGCCUCUCACGAUAAGGUCAUGUGUUGGCCGCCUACGCCAGGCGGGCAGAACGCCAGCCUUUCCUGUCCCGUCUUCAAUUCUUCCGCCCUCAGAGCUUACAGGGCGUGUGAGAACACAGGCAACUGGGCUAAGUGGACGGACUACACUGAAUGUCUCAAAACCUACACCGCGCCAACCAUUCCAGGGGAGCCGACUCAUCAGUCCGUGUCGUAUAUCUGGCUUUGUGGAUGCAUACUCUCUCUCAUCUUUCUCGUCAUCAUGCUUUUCAUCUUUUGCUACUUCAAGUCUCUGCAGUGCACCAGAAUCAACAUCCACAAGAACCUGGCGGUGUCCUUUAUUCUGAAGUAUAUUUGUAUGAUCAUCCAGCUGUCGCCGACGCUGAGCAGCCAAAACCCCGCGGAUGAAUAUUACGAAGGCGGAGAUGUUGCACCAAUUGCCAAAGCCAAUGACACCUCGGAGCACGUGCUUGUCUUCUGCCGUCUGCUCACCGUACUCCUGGAAUAUUUCACGAUGGCCAACAUCUUCUGGAUGUUCGUGGAGGGGCUGUUCCUGACCACUCGCAUCGCCGUUGCCGUCUUCAGCAACGAGUCCAACUUCAAGCUGUACUUGCUCAUUGGAUGGGGAUCUCCUCUGCUCUUUAUCAACGUCUGGGUGGUGCUGAUGGCGAUAUAUGACCCAAACCCCUGCUGGGAAGACUACCAUGCAGUGCCCUACAUCUGGCUGAUAAGGGUUCCCAUGAUCGCUGCAAUCCUGGUGAAUUCUCUCUUCUUAAUCAAUAUCAUCCGAAUUCUAGUCACCAAACUCCGAGCCAGUAACACGGUGGAGACAGCACAGAUGAGGAAAUCCAUGAAAGCGGUGGUGGUGCUCUUCCCGUUGCUCGGCCUGACCUAUUUGAUAUUCAUCUGGGACGAUGGAGGUGCCGUGUCGGGAUCGAUAUACCACGUCGUGAACGCUGUGCUGCAAUCUGGGCAGGGGGUGUUCGUUGCGGUCAUUUAUUGCUUCAUGAACGCUGAGGUUCGGAUGGCCAUCCAGCGGCGGAUCGCGAAGAGCCGGUACAAAUUCGGCAGCGCGAGUCGCCGGCGGACGCAUACCAAUGGGUCCUGUGUGAUGGCCACCUCGUCCGAAGUCGUUCUGGCCGUGACCUUCCGCAAGAACGUGCAGGGCUCCACGUCCAUCGACCAGUUAUCGCAGGAGAUGAAGCCCUUCACAGAGUGCGUGGAACGUUGACGGCGCCCCCACUCGGUCACCGGUAUGAAGAUAGUUCCACAGCAGAAUUGCCGUGCUGGCUGUUAAGUGCGACUAAGCACCGUUGCUCUGACAGGUCCAAGUGUUUUUUUUAAGCAUUUAGUAGAUGUGAUCUUUUGGAACUUUUGUUGUUUGAGGUCGAGGAGUCAAACUCUACUUUCAAAAAUUGCCAAGCAGGUUUGAAGCGUGUGGCCCGAUGGAACGUUUAUUUGAAUGAAAAUAUAAAUGGACUCAUAUCGCCCAUCUUAGUGAAAGGCGUUUAACUUAGUGUUACUGUGCCAAGUAGGCAUGUUUGCUUGUGAGUCAGUCGUUUCAUAGAUUAUCAUGAAUGAAACUACAAGCCGUCUUUUUUUCUACUGGUUUUGGUAUGUAACACAAAAACAGCUCUUGCUCAUGGCGCUAUUUUAUUUCAAUAAAGCUUUCUACAUUUGGAUGGAAUUUAACCGGAGAAAAAGGAAAAUUUUACUUUCACUCAGUUUUACAAAGGAAUCCACCUUCCGGGCUAAACUAUCUUCAGCGAAAAAAAAUGGCAUUUUUGUGUAUUUAAGUGACCAUAAAGUCUUCUGUCGUUGUCUUGGUGAAUCGCAGUUUCUGUAUUGUUAUUGAAAGUCGUGUCAUUUAUGAGAACAACAGUCGAAAAUGUCAGUAGUUAACAUGCCUCACGUUUGUAGUGAUGACGGACUUGUUUAUUUCAGUGAAGUACUUUUGCACCGAUGUUUUUACAUCAUCUGUCAAAAAGUGUUGUAAAUACACACAGUGCACCUAUUUAACAUCAAGACCUAUAUAAAAAAGUAAACAGCAAGUAAACAAGCACUACAGUUGUUCAAUCUGUACAUAACAUUCUUUGGCAGAGAGUUCUAUUGUGUAAAUGAAUUAUGUAAAUAAUCUCUCUCUUUUAUCAAUCUGUUCCAGUGUUGUAAAGUUUCCAUUAUCUGAACUGGGCCACAGAGAGAUUUAACGGGUACGUCCACGGGCUAGCUGGGUGUAGAGGUGUGAGGAUGCGAAGCAAAAGGGAAGAAGGAGAUAUGCAGUUGAGAAAUGAUGGAGGGAAUUGUGUGACUUGAAGCAGUUCUGUGUUUCAGGAAAGCGAGGUCAUUUGGGAACAAAGCACGCGCGUGAAUUCCGCGCUGAUGGGACAGAUCAUGAGACCUCGCACUUGCGUUCAUUUUGGGCGUGCGCCGUUGGAAUAUCGAACUGGCUCAUUGUCAAAAAAGUGUCUGAAGAAAGAGAGGGAAGACUGGUGAGAAAGGGCUUGAGAAAGAUCUGCCAACGAGUCAAACAAAAUUCGCCCUUUCAUGUAAAGUUUUACAUUUUUCUUUUGUACUGGGAAGGGAGAUUCUCUAGCACAAACUUUUAGAUACCUGAGUUGCUAAAAUUUGAAAGUGGGCGUGGCCCAGUGAAAUUGUGGGACCUCUGAGCAAUAGGAAGAGGAAGGUGAUGUAUUGGAUGCGGUGUUGAGACUGAUGGAAGGAAGUGACGAGAAGGGAACGAUGCGGAGGAAAGCAGUUAAAGUUGCAGAGUUGAGUGUGACUAGAGUGAGAGGGCGGGCUCUUCGAGUUGUGAAAGGAUGGAUGGCUUUGCCAAGAAGUGCUGUGCAUGUACUGCACGAGGUGCAUUGGUUGUGAGUAAAACCAAAGGAGUCCGUGACAAGACCACUAGUGUUUGACGCACCGUAAUUUAGACAUGCAUGGCGCUGUGAUUCAUAAUACAUGUGUAGUGAAAAAUGAUUGAAGCUCCGGCUUUCAAAGAAGAUGAAUAAUGCAUUUCAAGAUAUCUUAUGCAUGGAUUUAUGUUGAAUGGACCAAAGCUGCUCUUGGGAAAGAAUUUGCAGAGGGGUAUUUUAAUUCUGUCUUUAAAGAUAAAAUGUAAUAUAAUAUAUGAAAUAAUUAUAAACUAAGAAUUGAUUUUUGUUCACGCGUUGACUGUAUUGUAUAAAUGCAGGUUAUUUCAUUUUACUUGUUUCUUACUUAUUGAGGUCAUUAUGCGUGAAGACGGUUAUUUCAGAAUCCAACCUUUUUACCAAUUAAGACAAACUAUAUUGAUUUUAACGUUACAUUUCGCUUUUUUUUUCGCUUCCAACACUUUGAUCUUUCACUGGGCAUAUCGCAGAGAUUACACACAUUUUAUGAGCAUCUUUGAGACAGUUUAAUGCCAAAUCAAACUUUUUAAUUACGUUAUCCAAUAUCGUUGAUUUAUCACUAGCCCCAAAUGCCAAAUGGUUGUAGAACACACUUUAAUGAAAUGCCGACUUUGUUUGAGAACCGAUCAACUAUUGUCCUGUAAAUACAUGAACAUGAUGGCACGUUUCUAAGUAAAAGCUCCUCUGCCUUGAACAGU
This is a messenger RNA of Acanthaster planci (crown-of-thorns starfish), 7170 nucleotides long. RefSeq names its product corticotropin-releasing hormone receptor 1-like. The record is from RefSeq and is a predicted model, not a curated record. Lineage: Eukaryota; Metazoa; Echinodermata; Asteroidea; Valvatida; Acanthasteridae. Gene Ontology annotation, cellular component: plasma membrane. Gene Ontology annotation, molecular function: G protein-coupled peptide receptor activity. Gene Ontology annotation, biological process: adenylate cyclase-modulating G protein-coupled receptor signaling pathway; cell surface receptor signaling pathway.